AUGCCGGCAAUUACACGUGUGGCCGUGAUCGGGGCAGGAGCAGCCGGCAUAUGUGCGUCGCGAUUCCUAGCUGCCAGACGUGACAUCUUUGACCAUGUCGUCUACGAGUUGUCAGAAAGCAUCGGUGGAACCUGGGUCUACACCGACAGGACGGGGAAAGACGAGCAUGGCUACAACAUUCACUCAAGCAUGUACAAGUACCUGCGCACCAACUUCCCAAAGGAACUGAUGGCUUAUCCCGAUACGCCCUUCACUGCUGACCUUCCGUCCUUCGUCAGUCACUGGGAUGUUAAUGCCUACCUUGACGACUACGUACAGAAAUAUAACGUGAUGGAUCAUGUUCAGUUUUCUACUGCCGUUACAAAGGUUGUCCCUAUGGGAAACACUGCGAAUGCGACAUGGGAGGUAACAGUGCGCCACCUACAGACGGAUGUGGAGGAGAUACACGUUUACGAUGCCGUGUUCGUCUGCAACGGACACUUUUCUGUGCCACGGAUGCCGGACCUCCCUGGUACAGACACCUUCACUGGCAAAAUCCUCCACAGUCACUCUUACCGGGAGCCAAGUGUCUUCGAAGGCCAGACGGUGGUGUGCCUUGGUGCUGGUCCUUCCGGGACCGACAUCGGACUGGAGGUCGCCACUGUAGCGAGUCACGUUGUGCUCAGUCACAUGCAAACCCACACAGAGCAGCCGGGCAUAUGUGCGUCGCGAUUCCUAGCUGCCAGACGUGACAUCUUUGACCAUGUCGUCUACGAGUUGUCAGAAAGCAUCGGUGGAACCUGGGUCUACACCGACAGGACGGGGAAAGACGAGCAUGGCUACAUUCACUCAAGCAUGUACAAGUACCUGUGCACCAACUUCCCAAAGGAACUGAUGGCUUAUCCCGAUACGCCCUUCAGUGCUGACCUUCCGUCCUUUGUCAGUCACUGGGAUGUUAAGGCCUACCUUGACGACUACGUACAGAAAUAUAACGUGAUGGAUCAUGUUCAGUUUUCUACUACUGCGAAUGCGACAUGGGAGGUAACAGUGCGCCACCUACAGACGGAUGUGGAGGAGAUACACGUUUACGAUGCCGUGUUCGUCUGCAACGGACACUUUUCUGUGCCACGGAUGCCGGACCUCCCUGGUACAGACACCUUCACUGGCAAAAUCCUCCACAGUCACUCUUACCGGGAGCAAGUGUUCAAAGGCCAGACGGUGGUGUGCCUUGGUGCUGGUCCUUCCGGGACCGACAUCGGACUGGAGGUCGCCACUGUAGCGAGUCACGUUGUGCUCAGUCACAACAAGACACCAUUCGUCUGUCCGUUGCCUGACAACCUCGAGCAGUUGCCGGGGAUUGAGCGGCUAGAGGCGACACCGUUGUGUUUAUCGGUGGGGGCACGACGGCGUGCUGAUGUCGUGCUCUUCUGCACUGGCUACGAGUACACCUACCCAUUCCUCUCCUCAGCGUGCGGGGUCGUCGUUGAGGAGAAGUCGCGCGUAGCGCCCAUGUUCAAACACUUCGUCAACUCACAUUAUCCGUCCAUGUUUCUCAUUGGCUUGCCCCAACAAGUACCCCCACUUGUCAUAUUCCACUACCAGGUGCUGUUUGCACUUGCCGUGCUCGAGGGAACGGUGACCCUGCCCACAAUGGAUCAGAUGCUAGCUGAGGAAGAGGCUGAGCUGCAGAAGAGAUUCUCGAUGGGUUGGAAGAACUCACAUGCCCACAGGAUGGGUGGCGAUCUCCUCGAAGAAUACUUGGCUGAUUUAGUUAAGCUCACUGCAAUUAAGCCAUUUCCUUCAGUAAAAUUUGCUCUCCACAGAUUCAAUUCGAAAUUCAGAAGUGCACAUUUAAUGACCUUCAAGAAGGCUAAUUAUGAAUUAAUUGACGACGAAAACUUUAAAUGUAAAGAGCCUUAAUGUACUUGUAUAUAUGUAUCGAUUAAUGGAACUAGUCGUAUCUAUCGUGCCAUUGCAAGGUUAUAACUGUUCGUUAGUUUGUUUGACGUUGUGAUGUGUGAGUAACAUUUUAAAAUACUAUUCUCUCAUGUGAUAUUUAAAUUAUGAAGGACUACUGACAUUUAUUGAGACAAACACUGUGUUGGCUUUAAUGUUGUAGCUGAAUUAUCAAUAAAGAUAUAAGAACUAACUCGGC
Molecule: messenger RNA, 2134 nt
Organism: Priapulus caudatus
Lineage: Eukaryota; Metazoa; Priapulida; Priapulimorpha; Priapulimorphida; Priapulidae
Product: flavin-containing monooxygenase FMO GS-OX-like 2
Molecular function (GO): NADP binding; N,N-dimethylaniline monooxygenase activity; flavin adenine dinucleotide binding
Source: RefSeq, a predicted model, not a curated record